This is a messenger RNA of Cavenderia fasciculata, 573 nucleotides long. Its product is annotated as putative protein kinase C inhibitor. Gene Ontology annotation, cellular component: cytoplasm. Bases 1 to 573 code for a protein of 190 amino acids. Lineage: Eukaryota; Evosea; Eumycetozoa; Acytosteliales; Cavenderiaceae. The record is from RefSeq and is a predicted model, not a curated record. Gene Ontology annotation, molecular function: hydrolase activity. The transcript has 2 exons.
AUGUUGUUGGUUAGAGGAACAAGAAGUUUAAUCUAUCUAUCAUCAAAACAACAAAUAAUCAAUAUUAGUAGUAGUAGUUGUAAAGUAGCAUUAACAACAUCAUCAACAUCAUUUAUUUCAACAUUCAAUAAUAAUCAGAAUAAUAAUAAUAAGUAUUCACAACUUUCAUAUUACUCCUCUACUAAAAUGUCUAAACCAGGUGUAACUGAAGCUGCUGUUAAACAAGAUCCACGUGAUACAAUCUUUGCAAAGAUUGUUGAAGGUAGUAUUCCAUGUAAAAAGGUGUAUGAAGAUGAUGAUUGUCUUGCAUUUGAUGAUAUCAGUCCACAAGCACCAGUUCAUGUACUAUUGAUUCCAAAGCAUCCAAUCGGAGGUAUCAACGAUGCCACUGAAGAACAUGCUACCGUAUUGGGUAAAUUGAUGACAAAGGUACCAAAGAUUGCUAAACUCAAGGAUAUCGAUCAUUCUGGAUACCGUCUUGUUGUCAAUGAAGGUAUUCACGGUCAACAAUCGGUUCGUUGGUUACAUAUUCAUAUCUUAGGUGGUAGACAACUUAACUGGCCACCAUGUUAA